CCUUCCCCAUGGUUUUGUUCUGCCCGUCAUCACUGUCACGACUCACGAGGGGAGAUCAUCAGAAGCACCACGCUCGCAUAGCAGGCUAGCUAGGGAGUAGGGACUAGGGAGUAGCGGAGCAGCAGGGAAACACCUCGCCACCUCUCACACCGAUCCAUCAGCGACGAUCUAGCUUAAUUGGAUCCAUGGAGUCGGCGCAGAAGAAGAAGGUUGGAUCCAUGGAGGUGGAGAUGCCUGGUGUGGUUCCUGUGAGCGCGACGGUGGCCGCUCUUCCGGCCGCUGUCAGAUUUGUCAGCCUUUGGGCGCUCGUCACCCCCUUCGUCUUGUUCCUCGUCUUCGGCGUUUGGGCGCUCCUCACCUCCGCACUGUCUAUGUUCUUUCCGCAGAAGGACGCGGAGGCGAGCGCCCUGGACGUCGGGAUCGUGUGCUGCGCCGCGCUCCAGGCGGCCGCGGCGGUGCUGGCUGUGCGGCUCCCGUGCCGCCGCGUCUGGGUCCGCUACGCCUUGGCCUACCUCGCCCUCGCGCUCACCAUCGCCGGCCACUUUAUGUACUUCGCCCAAGCAGACUGCUUCUCCAGAAUCACCUGCACCGUCGGCAUGUACGAGUACGCUGCGGGCGAUAUCAUCUGCUUCCUGGCCCUCCUCCUUGGCCCCCUCCUGGAAGCAUGCCAAGAUCGAGUACGUUGCCGAUUAGCUCAGCUAAGCUAGCUGCAUGCAGGGGAUCAGCUCAUGAGGUACUGACUGAGUACCUCAUGAGGUGCGUCGUCUUUAAUUAUGGAAUAAUAUGCAGAGACGAUUCAUCUCAUUUCAGUGCGGUCUGUCUGUCUGUCAGAAUCUACUACACUAGUACUGUAGUGUUAAUCUCAGUACUAUGUAGUUAGUACUCCCUAGAUUGUGUGCUGCGUGCCUGCGUCGUACAAUCACCCUAGAUAAUUGUGGUUUGUCUUCGAUGAAUUUGACAUGUUACCAGACGUCAGUUAUAUUGGUAUUAUGCAUGGGCAUGGUUAUAUAUAUCUAGUUUCGGGAUAAUUGAUGCUGUUGAAAUUGGUACUGCAUGCAGUUCAUAACUUCAUAUGCGUGCACAUAUAUGUUGUUUCUCGUGUUGAGAAUUACUGUAUUUCUCAUUUUUUCUGGCAAACCGCUGGCUAUCAAUAAUGCACUC
Triticum aestivum (bread wheat) is the source of this 1161-nucleotide messenger RNA. RefSeq lists its product as uncharacterized. The coding region runs from base 186 to 707 and encodes 173 amino acids. The transcript is spliced from 3 exons. The record is from RefSeq and is a predicted model, not a curated record. Lineage: Eukaryota; Viridiplantae; Streptophyta; Magnoliopsida; Poales; Poaceae.